Fonsecaea multimorphosa CBS 102226 is the source of this 2499-nucleotide messenger RNA. RefSeq lists its product as uncharacterized. NCBI's taxonomy places the organism in Eukaryota, Fungi, Ascomycota, Eurotiomycetes, Chaetothyriales, Herpotrichiellaceae. The coding region runs from base 1 to 2499 and encodes 832 amino acids. Gene Ontology annotation, cellular component: endoplasmic reticulum; Golgi apparatus. The transcript is spliced from 2 exons. The record is from RefSeq and is a predicted model, not a curated record.
AUGACCUCCAAACCGGGUUCGAGAUGGAAUUUCCUACAGCAGGCCGUCGCCUCUGUCGAGUCAAGACUGGAUGACAUACUCGCCGAAGAGGGCGACCGCCCAAAACGAACACACACUCCCACCCACAACAAGAAACCCUCCUCCGAUUUGUCUAGAAGCAGCAGCACUGCCUCUGCCUCCAAUGACCGCCUUCAGGAGCGCCUCGCUCGGGCGAUGGCAAAGAAAAAUGCUAGUCGUACGGAAAGCCCAGUCCCUUCCCAGGAACAAUCGCCGAGGCCGGUUUCACGAGGAGGUGAUGCAUCUGCUUCGGUUUCAGACAUCGCGAAAGUGGCAGAUCCGUCUCCGUCGAUUUACGAUCAGACAGAUAUUGAGCUGCGGACUUCUAGUGACGUAGGCGAGAACGCGAGGCAGGAUUUGGGGAGUGACAAAGCAGUAUCAGAAUCCACAGCAAUAGCCAAGCAGGAACGACAUAGAACAGCACCCAUCGUUAUGGAACAGCCAGAUCUGGACUCAGCACGGCCUUCAGCGGAGAUACUGAGGGAUGGUCAGACUAUGCCGAGCAGACUAUCGGAGGAUGUGCAGAGAACCAGCGAAGACGAUGGAUCAAACCCUUAUAAGGACGAGACAAUGGAAAUGCAAGAAGAAAUAAAUACCUACCUCGAACGCAUCGAUGCGCUCCGAAGAAAUCUUGAGAUACUGGGUCAAGAAGUUGCCCAGUCAGCUCAAAAGGCCGCUGACUCUGCGAGACAAGCAGCUGCCUCGGCGGAGGCGGGCAGUCUGGAGCAAAAGAUCUCUCAGAAGGAUGCGGAAAUAGCUGUCCUGAUCGAAGAAGGCACCAGAUGGUCAAAGACCGAAAUGGAUCUUCGAAGCAUGCUGAAGAAAGUUCGAUCUCAAGCAUUGACCAACGCCAAAGAACAAGAAGCUGCAAGACUUCGCGCAGACCGGGCUGAACGUGCGCUGAGAGCUAUGGAGGACCGAGCCAGGAAAGCCGAAGCUGCAAAUAAGCGUGCAGAGCAAACUCUCGCUGCAAAUGCUGUUGCGGCAAAGGAUGUUGAAGCAAUGCGGAAAGAGCGGGAUGCAUUGAAUGCCACACUAGCGGAAAUGAAAUCGCAACUGUCCAAAGCCAAUAUGCGGGCUGAGGCCGCGGAGAGUAAAGUGCAGUCGGAACAACUGGAGAAGGAAAGACGGAAAAUCGUCGAGCUGGAGGAUGAUUUGACCGUUGCUAAAGUCGAGCAUGAAUUAUCUGAGGGGAAACUGCGGAAGGAGAUUCAAGAUUUACGAAGCGAGCUGGAGAAGCAGAAAGAGCAGACACGCACUAUGGAGAGCGAAAUGUUGAGUGAACAAGCCGCCCUAGAAAGCAAGCUUGAGUCUUUCCGCGUUCGAGCUGAAGUGGCCUCCUCAGCAGACCACGGUCAUGCCCAAGCCAAACUCCUUCGGCAAAUUGAGAUCCUACAGACUCAAUAUACCACAGCGAGCCAGAACUGGCAAGGGAUCGAGAGUUCCCUUCUGGGUCGGAUCACGAACCUGGAAAAAGAGCGUGAUGAGGUUGUGGGAAGAGAGGCAGAGCUGCGGAAGAAAUUGCGAGAUGCCACGCUGAAGUUGAAGAACGUGGAAAGGGAGCUGGCUAACACUCAAAGUAACUAUGCGGACAUGGAUAAGUCAUUGGCGGAUGCAAUCGAGGAAGCACGGCGGCAACAACGAAAAGUGAGUCAGCUUGAGACAGACCUGGCAAAUGCUUUGAAGGACCUGGAGGAGCAGAAGGGAAAUUCGGAGAAGGAGUUGCAACGGAGGAUCGACGAGGAGAAAUCAAAAUGGACCGCAGCUUCGCAUGUCCAACGCACAGAUUCUCCAGCGACCUCGAUCCGCAAAAGCUCGGGCCUGGCAUUCGACAUUAAUCAUCUCAUGAGCCCAACACAGUUUGAACGGGGCAGCAGUCGGCGACCCUCCAUCAUGCCCAACACGUUCGACUCGAAUACUCCGCCUCGUCAACAGUCUACGACAUCUUUCCGUGGCCUGGCAAACGGCUCCAUUGCAGAGACGCCUUCUGUGGUCACCUCGAUGGAUCCAGACGAGUAUUUCGCGAAUGUUCCACCCACGCCCAUAACCGCAAGCCAGCACUCUCAGCGCGGAGGCUUGAAUGAUCUAGUCUCGACCUCCACAGUUGGCGCUGGCCCUUCUGUGCAAUUGGUCGAACGAAUGUCGGCCAACGUUCGUCGACUCGAAAGCGAAAAAGCCGCUUCCAAAGACGAGCUCGCCCGCCUCACCACCCAGCGCGACGAAGCCCGGCAGGAAGUCGUCGGCCUGAUGCGCGAGGUCGAGACCAAGCGGAAGAUCGAGAAACGGUUGGAGGCGCUGGAGAAGGAGCAUGCCAUUCUCAGUGCAAGACACCAGACCACGCUAGAAUUGUUGGGGGAGAAGACCGAGCAGGUGGAAGAGCUGAAGGCCGAUAUUGUUGAUGUCAAGCAGAUGUAUCGACAGUUGGCGGACACGAUGAAAUAA